Messenger RNA from Anopheles marshallii, 601 nucleotides. It is a transcript of the gene Nca, whose product is annotated as neurocalcin homolog. The record is from RefSeq and is a predicted model, not a curated record. Bases 13 to 585 code for a protein of 190 amino acids. The transcript is spliced from 4 exons. NCBI's taxonomy places the organism in Eukaryota, Metazoa, Arthropoda, Insecta, Diptera, Culicidae. Gene Ontology annotation, molecular function: calcium ion binding.
CACACAGCCAGAAUGGGCAAGCAAAACAGCAAGCUGAAGCCGGAGGUGCUGGAGGACCUGAAGCAGAACACAGAAUUCUCAGAUGCUGAGAUACAAGAAUGGUACAAAGGCUUCCUGAAAGACUGCCCGAGCGGUCAUCUGUCGGUGGAGGAGUUUAAGAAAAUUUAUGGCAACUUCUUCCCCUACGGCGAUGCCAGCAAGUUCGCCGAGCACGUGUUUCGGACGUUCGAUGCCAACGGAGACGGUACGAUCGACUUCCGGGAGUUCCUGUGUGCACUGAGUGUGACCUCGCGCGGCAAGCUAGAACAGAAGCUGAAAUGGGCAUUCUCCAUGUACGAUCUGGACGGUAACGGAUACAUCUCCCGACAGGAAAUGCUGGAAAUUGUAACCGCCAUCUACAAAAUGGUCGGCUCGGUGAUGAAGAUGCCGGAGGACGAAAGCACACCGGAGAAGCGGACGGACAAAAUCUUCCGCCAGAUGGAUCGCAACAAGGACGGCAAGCUGAGCCUGGAGGAGUUCAUCGAGGGAGCAAAGAGUGAUCCGUCGAUCGUGCGGCUGUUGCAAUGUGAUCCGCAGGCGCAGUGAGCAAUUCCAUGCCGAA